GUUUCAGAUGGCAAGCCUUGGACUAUGGGUUGGAUGACCUCCAGCAACGGCCACCUCUGGCUCCAGAACGGUUGGCCACAGUUUGUACAGCAUUACAAUAUAAAGAUUGGACACUUGUUGCUCUUCAAUCAUCAGAAAGCUUCCAAUUUUCAUGUUAGAAUAUUCAACCACAACAUGAAAACUGAUUUAGCCUUGGAAAAGGAGAACAAACGCAUGUCAAGAAAUAGGCCACUUACUCGUUUAGCUUCAAAAAAGAGGAACAAACCGUCGUCAAGAAACCGGGCCCUUAAUGUUUUAGCUUCGAAAACGGGGAACAAACGUACUUUUAUAAAUAGAGCAACUAAAUCCACUGUACCUGUAUCUUUCAAAACGGAAAAGCCUUUUUGCUCAGGCUUAGUAGGGAGCAGCGGCAUAAGCACAAUUUAUCUACCCACGCAAUUUUGUAGAAGAUAUUUGACUAGUGAAAACAAAUGCGUGGACUGUGUUCUUCAGAUGCCAAAAGGGGGAAACUGGGGUCUGGUUCAGUGCAAGCGUUACGAGAAAAGUAGUAGACUGUCUGGUAAAAAUUGGAGGAAGUUUUAUGAUGAUAAUCAUCUGGUUGAGGGUGAUGUUUGUGUGUUUGAGCUGGUAAACAAGAUUGAAAAAGUACUGAAUGUCAUCAUCAUUCGGGCAAACACUUCCACAAAGAAGUUUAAUCAUUCCGGCUAGCUGAAAUGAGUUCUAAAACACAAUAAUGAUUGUCUUUGGUAGAAAUGUUUUGUACUAAUCAGCCUGGUCUCAAAUUGACAAUGUAUCAGUAAAUUUUCAAAUUGAC
Messenger RNA from Erigeron canadensis, 814 nucleotides. RefSeq names its product putative B3 domain-containing protein Os03g0621600. Lineage: Eukaryota; Viridiplantae; Streptophyta; Magnoliopsida; Asterales; Asteraceae. Gene Ontology annotation, molecular function: DNA binding. The transcript is spliced from 3 exons. Bases 25 to 708 code for a protein of 227 amino acids. The record is from RefSeq and is a predicted model, not a curated record.